CCGAGGGUAUGGUUUGCAGCAGGACCUUCAAGUUUUCUCUCCGUACAUGCACCACUAGCCAGCUAUAACAAUGCAGCACUAGCCAACUAUCACAUCGUAUGCCCGUUCAAGACAAAAGCAAGUUUUGGUACAGUCAGAAGGUAAAUCAUCACUCCCAUUUUAGUGGUGUUCAAUUUACGGGAUGUCACAUAUUCUAGUCAUAAAUGAUCAAUUUUGGGAAAUCGCGAAUAAUAGCAGUUUUGAAGCGGUGGUGAAUCACCAAGUUUUCUUUCAGAAUGCAUUAUCUAGCGGAGAAAAAGUUAUGAGCCUGUUCAUAGCUCCGAAUGGAUACGCCAAUAUGCGGCCAUGUGCUGGGAUUCAUGCUCACAUACUCACCGUUGUGAACUACUAACGGUGCCCACUACACACAUAUAUACCGUCAACCAACGUUGGAGCGAAGCGUCACCAUGCUUCUCUGGAUCCCUCGCCUCAUCAUUAAAAUCCUCGGCCCGCGCCAACGUUCAUCGGGCACGGAUACCCGCGAAGUUGUAUCGCCAAAGGCCAGCCGACCCACAAAAGGCGGAUCUGCCAUGGGGACAGGAGGAACCUCAUCGCAUUAUCCCGAGCCCCAUCCCUCUACCAGCCCCACGCCAAAUGCUGCCGAAUUGGAACGAAUACGCCGCGGAUUCCGCGUUUGGGUAGUUCUUUUCAUGCUGGUCAUGCUUGGGUGUGUUGUGAAUGUGAUUAUAUUGGAUGUCAUGUGGGUGAAGAGAGGCGGAUUUGCAGCCAAGACUACCGUAAAAACCCCUUCGACCAGCGGUAAUAGUACUGGUCGCCCAGGUGGAAGUCUAGGAGGAUCCAUAAACGUUGAUUAGUUAGGACCAUGUAGCUGAGAACGGCAGGGUUGUUCGUCAGCAAAUGUUUUCAUUAUCGUAUGGAAAUAAAAGAACAUCUGUUACUUGCC
This is a messenger RNA of Spizellomyces punctatus DAOM BR117, 943 nucleotides long. RefSeq lists its product as uncharacterized. The record is from RefSeq and is a predicted model, not a curated record. The transcript has a single exon. Lineage: Eukaryota; Fungi; Chytridiomycota; Chytridiomycetes; Spizellomycetales; Spizellomycetaceae. The coding region runs from base 447 to 854 and encodes 135 amino acids.